Molecule: messenger RNA, 1044 nt
Organism: Coffea eugenioides
Lineage: Eukaryota; Viridiplantae; Streptophyta; Magnoliopsida; Gentianales; Rubiaceae
Product: photosynthetic NDH subunit of lumenal location 2, chloroplastic
Exons: 2
Coding region: 140-748 (202 amino acids)
Biological process (GO): photosynthetic electron transport chain; photosynthesis
Cellular component (GO): photosystem II oxygen evolving complex; chloroplast; extrinsic component of membrane
Molecular function (GO): calcium ion binding
Source: RefSeq, a predicted model, not a curated record
AAAGCAAAGGUCCAUCUUGUAGCAACGGGCAGCCCGCUACGAGGUGUUCGACCAAUACCUGACCGAGUUCCAACCGUCUGCGGCAUUCGUCUACUGCUGAGUACUGACCCACUGCUUCUUCCUCCUGUUUGUUUACCUUAUGCACACAAUCACGAGUAGCCUCAUGAACUCUACACCUUUAUUCAAUUCUCAAUUCAAGAUAGCACCCAAAAAUCAUCAAAAUGCAUGCCGGCUACUCCCAAGAAUCCAAGCAACCUUAGCUCCUGAAGAGAAUACAAUGACCCUCAGAAGAAAAGUCGUCACAGCAUUUCUAUCAACUUCAGUAGCAGCAGGAGUGCAGGGGUUGGGCAACACAACCCCACCAGCAAUGGCUGAGAAUUGGGGCACACGUUCAUUCAUAUGGGAGAAGUUCUUUGAGCCAGACUUGUCCCCCGAGGAUGCAGCUGCCCGAAUUCGACAGACUGCUCAAGGACUUCAUAGCCUCAGGGAAAUGCUGGAGGCUAUGUCAUGGAACUAUGUCCUGAUGUAUAUACGUCAGAAGCAAUCCUAUCUUUCCAAGGACAUGAAAAAUGCAAUCGUUACCAUCCCAAGAGGCAGGUGGAAGUCCUACAUUGCGACUGCUAAUGAAUUGGUUGAUAACAUGGCUGAGUUCGAUAUUUAUGUUCGAACGCCCAAGGUAUAUGAAUCGUAUUUGUACUAUGAGAAGACGCUCAAGUCCAUAGACGAUCUCGUGGCAUUACUAGCAUAGCCAAAGUAAGUUUCACCUUCAAGGGGAACGCGUACACCCAACUGACGAGAAGUUUGGUGGAUUGAUCUUGCUGCUACAAUCUGCUUUGGAGGUAUCAGGACCCCAAUUUAUUAGUAUAGGAAAAUGGGAUGUGGAUUUUAACGUUACAUUUUGUUAUUCUGAAAACAUAACGAUGAACAGGUUCCAGUUGUUUCCACAAUUGUAGGAUGCCAAAAUAUGUACCAUUUGGAAACCCAGUGAUUGUAUGCUGAAGCCCUUCUUUUGGGAGAGCUGUAUGGAGAUUUCAUUUGAGGUCA